Messenger RNA from Uloborus diversus, 1317 nucleotides. Its product is annotated as nuclear protein AMMECR1-like. The record is from RefSeq and is a predicted model, not a curated record. Bases 56 to 778 code for a protein of 240 amino acids. The transcript is spliced from 5 exons. Lineage: Eukaryota; Metazoa; Arthropoda; Arachnida; Araneae; Uloboridae.
UUCAUUCCGUUCACAACUUGAUUAUAAAGAAAGAUUCAGAGAAACAUAGCUAGUUAUGGCUGCUAGUUGUUGUGGUGCUAAAAAACAGAAGUUAAAUAAUCAUUCCAGUCCGUGCUGUAAUGAGAACGGAAAUAUAAUCCAUCAUCAUACUUACCCUACAAACAAUUACAAAAAUGGAGUUGUUGUUUGUGUUGAAAUGUGUUUCUUUUGUUUCGAUGUGCUUUACUGCCAUUUAAAUCAAUUCGAUCCACCUAAAUCUCCAACUUUUCCAAAUGAUAGUUAUCCACUGUUUGUGACUUGGAAAAUUGGAAAAGAUCGGAGACUUAGAGGCUGCAUAGGAACUUUCAAUUCUAUGAAUUUGCAUGCUGGACUCAGGGAAUAUGCUGUUACAAGUGCUUUCAAAGAUAGUCGAUUUAGUCCAAUCACUAGAGACGAAUUUGGAAAGUUACAUGUCUCUGUCUCUAUUCUGAGACAUUUUGAAGAUGGUGAAGACUAUAUGGACUGGGAGAUAGGAGUUCAUGGAAUCAGAAUAGAGUUUUCAACAGAAAAAGGCUCCAAACGAACAGCUACAUAUCUUCCAGAGGUGGCAUCAGAACAAGGGUGGGACCACAUCCAGACCAUUGAUUCCUUGUUGCGUAAAGGUGGCUACAAGGGUACUAUAGAUUCUGAUGUUCGCAAAUCCAUCCGGUUGACUCGCUACCAAAGUGAAAAACUGACUGUCUCCUAUCCAGAGUACAGGGAAUACUGGAGAAAUACAGUCACCCGUGGACACUGCUAACAUAGGGAGACCUUAGCUAAAUUUUCACCUCUACUCAUACUGAAACUGGCACAAGAAAGUACACGUCGUUUUUACAAGUGUUCAAUUUCUCCUGCCAUACAUAUCCAUACCAUAAGGCUUUUAUAUGAGAAACAAAUUGAAGUGAUAGGUCAUUCUUAUGAAAUAAUAAAGAGACAUAUUAUUGUUCCAUGUGCUCUAAUUUUAGAUAGUUGUUUAAGAGAAAUUUUUGAUAUGAUAAGAAAAUGUUACUGUGAAAUUUGUUUGUAAAUCUGAAAAGUUUCCAGUUAAAUGUGCUGCUUGAAACUGCAAGUAUUUAAACUCAGUCAAUGUACUAUUUAGAAAUAAUAACUAUUUUGAUAUUUUAAAAAUAGUUGUUAACUCUUUUCCAUAUGAGAAAUUUUAUUGGUGUUCUUGUUUAAAACAUGUGCAUCAUAUAUUCUAAUGUAUAUUAUUUUCCCCUUAUAGUGUGAAUUUUUCCGUUUUAUCCAACAUGACUGUUGAUUAUUUGAAUGUAAGAAUGUUAUAUUUCACAUCAUUAU